Molecule: messenger RNA, 2556 nt
Organism: Linum trigynum
Lineage: Eukaryota; Viridiplantae; Streptophyta; Magnoliopsida; Malpighiales; Linaceae
Source: the annotation of a GenBank genome assembly
GACUGUUGGGAUUGUCUCAGAAAUCAUACAUUAACCGGAUCCUAGAGAGAUACAACAUGGCUGAAUGCUCUGCAAAUGUCGUUCCAAUUCAGAAGGGAGAUAAAUUUAGUCUCAAACAAUGUCCAAAUAAUGAAUUGGAACGCAAGCAAAUGGAACACAUUCCUUAUGAAUCUAUUGUUGGAAGUUUGAAUUAUGCACAAACUUGUACCAGACCAGACAUCAGUUUUGCUGUCGGAAUGCUGGGCAUGUAUCAAAGUAAUCCAGGAGUAGAUCAUUGGAAAGCUGCAAAGAAGGUACUAAGGUAUCUGCAAGGAACAAAAGACCACAUGCUCACCUUUAGGAGAUCUGAUCACCUUGAGGUGAUUGGAUAUUCAGAUUCAGAUUAUGCUGGAUGUGUAGACACCAAGAAGUCUACUUUUGGCUAUUUGUUCCUUCUAGCCGGAGGGGCAAUUUCAUGGAAGAGUGCGAAGCAGUCUGUUAUUGCCACAUCCAUUGUUAUGAAGCUACGAAUCAUGGUUUAUGGCUGCGGAAUUUUAUUUAUGGACUUGGAAUUGUUGACACUAUCGCCAAGCCGCUGAAAAUUUACUGUGAUAAUUCCGUAGCGGUAUUCUUCUCUAAGAAUGACAAGUAUUCGAAGGGUGCUAAGCAUAUGGAGGUGAAAUACUUUGUCGUUAAGGAAGAAGUUCAGAAACAAAGGGUGUCGAUCGAGCAUAUUAGCACACAGCUUAUGAUUGCUGAUCCAUUAACAAAAGGAUUGCCUCCUAAGACAUUUACUGAACAUGUCGAAAGGAUGGGGAUUAUAGGACGUCAUGACUAAAGUUAUUUUAUGUUUCAUGGAUUGACACUUUGAGCUCAUUUAUUUUGUUUCUGGAAUAAAGUUAUGAAUCUUGUUUUAUUUAUUAUGACCAGUAUAUAUACAUUAUGCAUUAUGUGAGCAUAACAAGAUUUUUGUCUUUAGUGAAGACAUUAUUGUUGGACCAUUAUGACUACCUUGUUAUGUGUCGUAUUGAGCAUGAUACUGGUUUUGUGGUACAUGGAAGGGACUAUGUCGAUAAAUUGAUAUAGAACCGCCAUGAUCCUAAUCUAGCUUUCAUACUUGAUUAUGACUUUAUGGUGAACCAAAUAUUAUGGAUUUAUCUUAUGAUGUGCACACUUAUGUUUAUUAUUAGAUCUUGUGAUAUAUAAUGACACAUGGACCAAGUGGGAGAAUGUAAGCCCAAUUCCCGUGUGUCACUAGGGAAUAAUUGUGGCCCAAGUGUAAUUAUCACUUAAUGGUUUAAUAUAUAAGAUAAAUCCUAUAUUGAUUAGGUUAAUGAAAGGUAAAUUCCUAAUAUACCCUGAUGGUGGGUCUAUAUAAAGAAGCUCUAGGAUUGGUCAUCUCUCAACCCAUUAUGUAGAAUUUCUUAGCCAUCACAGAAAUCUCUAAACCUAAAACCUAAAGGGGUCAAGAGGGAGAAACUCAAUUUCGGUGAUUACUACUCCAGUGCCGCCGCCGCUCUCGUCAUGGAUCGAGGUAGGUUUCACCGAUCUAUUAUCGAUUCGUGAAAUCAUCUAAUUCUGAGAUCCAUGCUAUUAUGAUUUAUGUUUACAAUCAAAACUACCCAGGAACCCCUUACAUACGACACCCUAGUGAAGCCACCCAAAAAAGUCGAAAGACUCGAAGAGACAAAAGUAGUGCUUAAGCGCCACACUAUGGGCAACACUGUUGACGGCUCUAGGAACCGCCCUAAAAAACUAAAUACAAACUGACAAAUAGUCUUGGAUCUGAUGACAAUUCCGGAGCACCGGACCUCCAAUGGAAUCUUCUAGAACACCUUGUCGGAUCUGGUUGACGACUACCUCGGAAUCACCUUACACUAUCACGUGAGUCAAGGAUCUUGAGAUGGCGAAGGUGAUAACAUCUCUUACUGCUAGGAGCUCUGCCAGGUAAGAGUUGACUACUCCCUGGUGACGCAAUCCGACUGCCAGCACCACAUGCCCGUCUGAGCCAUGGAUAACAAGGCCAGACGAGCACCCUGAGUCACAAAUAGUUGUAUCAAAAUAGAUCUUCAAAUAGUCGUCUGGUGGAGGCUCCCAAGCGGUAGGAGGAGGCUUUGGCGAUCUUGGGGGUGGAUGAGGGGGGUGGGGAAUUGGAGACUUCAAGGACCUGGUUGUAGAAUUAUCUGACUAGGGAACGGACAUGAGGUUGGUAGAAUUCAAAAAUAACUUUAUUUAUGAACUUCCAAAUUCUCCACAGUAAUUAAAUAGACGUACUAGAGAAUGUGGAAUGGGAAGAUCUUAGAGAUCAUGACAAUGUCGCCAUCAUAGACUAAAAUUAACAGUCGGGGCAGAAUCAAUGAAGUUGCUCAAUCUCACUAAGAUCCAGAAUUUGAUGGUUAGGGGGAAUAUGAAGAAUUAGUGUUAAACACAAGACAUCGAUUGAGGCACCUAGCUCCACGUGUUUGUAAGACUACCACUAUGGGUAGAAUGACCUUAGGCAUCCGUGAAGAUAAUCACUCUGUAAUUUUUUUAGAGACUAACUUGCUUAUUUCUCCAAAAUGAAUCCAAAUAUUAGUA